CCAUCCUGAAUAUAACAUUAGCAGGUUUCCAUGUUCGACUUGUUUGGCCUGGGAGCGGCGGAGUAAACAGAUAUCACACAUUAUUGGUACAGUAACCGGCGUUUGACAGGAUGUCAGGAUGGCGAGCGUUGCCGGACACCUGCCGGACAGCCUGGUGCUGGAGAUCUUCCUGCGUCUCCCCCAUGCGACGGUGCUGAACGCCGGCCUGACGUGUCGCCAGUGGUUCGCUGUCUCUAGAGACGAGUUCCUGUGGAGGGAGCUGUUCUAUAGCUACUACCGUAUCCCACGCGCUGUACCUCGCCACCCAGCGGCCGUGUCUUGGUACAGGGAGUUUAAACGGCUCUAUGACUGCAUUCCCUGUGUGGAGGUACAGACUCUGAGGGAACACCAUGACCAGGUUCUGCAUUUGGCCUUCUCUCAUAGCGGACAUCGCUUCUCGUCCUGCUCCAAAGAUUGCACCGUCAAGCUUUGGGACACCGAGCGCCCCGAUGGCACCAUCUCUCUGGUGCACAGCUCCAGCAUGCGUAAGUUUAACUGGGGCUACACGCAGUUCUCCCAGUUCAACAGCGACGAUACUCUGCUGCUGGUUUCGGGGGUCUACCUGGGACCACACCACUCCUCCUCUGGAGAGAUCGCAGUCAUCAGUUUAGAGAACUACACGUUGCUCUCGCGAGUGAGGAACAAGCCCUAUGAUGUUUUUGGGUGCUGGCUAAACGAGACUCAUCUGAUUUCUGGCAACCUGCAUUGGAUCGGCAACAUGACCUCGUGCACCGUGCUUUGGCUCAACAAAGCUUUCCAGGACAUCGAGUCUGAAAAUGUCAACGUGGUCAAGCGACUCUUCAAGAUCCAGAACGUCAACGCCAGCACCAUUCGCACGGUGAUGGUGGCCCACUGCCGACGGCACGACACGCCCGACCUGCUGCUCGACUACGAGGCGCAAUCUCAGGCCCAAGCGCGAGCCCAGCAACGACACAACGGAGAAUCCCAACACCACCAGCCACUGCUUUUCAACUUGGGAGCGUCGGACAGUGAGGAAGAUGACUACGAGAGAGACGAAGAAGGCGAAGAGCAUGCUGAAACGAGGCACUCUGUCCACGUGCCCCAUGUCAACCCAUCCAGACCGGAGCACAUCAGACAUAGUGGAAGCGCUCACGAGCAUGAACUGGAGGCGCGAGUGGCUCGGCUCAUGGGUAGCAGUCGCACCAAAGCGUCCGAUCCUAGCCUGGUAGCACCUUCUGCCCCUGGGGAGGGAGAGGACAAGACAUACUUACUGUUUACCACAGGCAGCCUAACAUACUCACCUCACCAGAUAGGUAUUAAACGCAUUAUGCCUGAUCAGAUGACUACGUGUGGACCUGUACUAGGGGAAGAGCGCAGCGCUGAGGAAUUUUUUGAUUCACUAGAUCAUGUGAUCGAUAUUCAUGGCCACAUUAUUGGCAUGGGCUUGUCACCUGACCACAGGUACCUGUACGUGAACAGUCGUGCGUGGCCAUCGGGCUGCGUGAUUUCAGACCCCAUGUCUCCUCCGCCCAUAGCUGAAGAGAUUGACAUGCACGUGAUCGAUCUGAAGAGCCUGCGAGAGGAGCGGCGCAGCCUCCGUGCGCACCGAGCCUUCACCCCCAACGACGAAUGCUUCUUUAUUUUCCUCGACGUCAGCCGUGACUUUGUGGCCAGCGGUGCUGAAGACAAGCACGGCUAUAUCUGGGACCGCCAUUACAACAUCUGUCUGGCCCGCCUGCAGCACGACGACGUGGUGAACUCCGUGGCCUUCAGCCCCACUGAUCAGGAGCUCCUGCUCUCGGCCAGCGAUGACUCCACCAUCAAAGUGUGGCGCUCUCCACGCAUGGUGCGUCUGGCACGGCGCCCGACUCGAGCCCGUGACCUUCUCGCUUCCCUCCGAGCCCGCCGGAAUGCUAACGCUAAUUUGAAUGGCAAACUCCGAACAGGAAAAUCACCUUGAGAACGCGCACGGAGAGCAGGGACACGGUGAAAAACACUCCAGCUUCUAAGAUCACGAUUGCUUGGUCUCACUUUGACAAAAACGACCACGUUUCUAAUACCGUUACGAGUCGGCAUGUCUCGAGCGUGACGAGAGGGUCUUUGUGAAAGGAAAGACGCACUCUAGGGGCACAAAAAGAACCUCCAGUAGACGACUUCAUAGGAAAUCAGCUCUUGUGCUGCCAUUUUUGUUAAACAAAUUAAAAAAGGAAAAUGUGUCUGCAUUUAAAAAAACAAAACAAAACAAAAAAAGCUCACCAGUGUGUCGUAUUUGCUGUGGGUUGGUCCUCUGUAAGCAUGUUUUGUUGGAAACCAGACCUUUUUAAAAAAAUUUUUUUUUAAACGUGUAACAAAAUGAUAUAAAAUAUGUCCAUUCAGCUCCAGAAGUAUUGGCACCCUCCAUGAAAACGAGUGCAAAAGUAUCCGGAUAAUGUAUUGUUAUCCAAACAUAAACGUGUCUGUUUUAAUGCAGAAGUAUCGGCACUCCUACGUUUACUGUAUGGAAACGUUAACAUACUCUUCUUGUAAUGUCCAUUUAAGCGUCUUUUAUUCUUUACUUUGUGUCUGACUGCCCUCUUUGUUUCAGGAUGAAAGUUGUCAAUAGGGUUCAAAUCCAAAGACCGAGAUGAUGGGAUGACUGAUGUUAUGCUCCCGUGUUGAUCUAGAUGUAUGUUUGUGGAAAUGAUCUUAUUAAGGUCAAGUCAGAACCUCCUGGCGAAGGCAAGCGGGUUUUGCGUUAGCGAAUGCAUGUACUUGGCAGAAUUCAGGAUGCCAUCAGUUUAACUUUUGAGUGGGUUCGGCUGCUUUUUUCUUUUCCGUUUUCCCCAAACAUACUGAUGGCGUUCAUGGCCAAAGACGUAACUCUGAAUACAAUGCACAAUUGCAGUUCCAGUUAAGUUUGGAAAGGGUCAGGAAAGCAGCUUUUGUUAUUGAGGUGGCAUUCUUCUUUGACUUCCUCAGCUGUUGUGUAGACUUGUAAGCAAAUCUUAGUACGCAUGUCAACGUUUGCAUGUUUUCCAAUCUACUUCCUGACUUGUACAUAGGAACAAUCAUCUCUGUCUCUUGUACUGAGCUUAAAUGUUACAUGUGUGCAAUCACUUAUUGUUCAAAGACAGCAGUAGAAUCUCUGCAGACUGUGAACAUUUUAUUUAUAUAACUUUUGGGAUGACGUUUAUUUAAAAUAGUUUCGAAGUCAAUUUCGGCACGUAUGGGUCAAAAAAAAAAAAAAAAAAAAAGAGAGAUUUUCCUUAGAGCAGAGGAAUCGUAUGUAAUAUUUCAGACAUUCAUUCAUUUUUGCUGUCCUCAUGAUGGGCGCCAGUAUUUCUGGAGUUGACUGUAUGUGCAGAGUGAAGCUAUAUACAUUAAAUCCCUUUAUUGUCUUUUUAAUUAAAGAAACGUUGUAUCCAG
Messenger RNA from Ictalurus punctatus (channel catfish), 3405 nucleotides. It is a transcript of the gene fbxw5, whose product is annotated as F-box and WD repeat domain containing 5. NCBI's taxonomy places the organism in Eukaryota, Metazoa, Chordata, Actinopteri, Siluriformes, Ictaluridae. Gene Ontology annotation, cellular component: Cul4-RING E3 ubiquitin ligase complex; SCF ubiquitin ligase complex. Gene Ontology annotation, molecular function: protein binding. Gene Ontology annotation, biological process: protein ubiquitination. The record is from RefSeq and is a predicted model, not a curated record. The transcript has 10 exons. The coding region runs from base 119 to 1960 and encodes 613 amino acids.